Cylicocyclus nassatus is the source of this 833-nucleotide messenger RNA. Lineage: Eukaryota; Metazoa; Nematoda; Chromadorea; Rhabditida; Strongylidae. The record is from the annotation of a GenBank genome assembly.
AUGGAUGAUGUCACCGAGCGUUCACCACGACGUGUUAUUACCGUCUACAAUCCUUACGGUUAUUCGAUUCAGUACAAAGUGCUUUGCAAUGCUCCCGGAAACUAUUCUGUAUCUAAUCCCAAAGGAAUACUUGACGCGAACUGCUGCAAAGACUUAGUUGUUAAAUGCACUACAAGACUUAGCGUAGGCACGACUGACUGUCUCCGGGUGGAAAUCAGGAGGGACGGUGAAACAGAGGUUUUGGGAUUCCGGGAUUUACUACUGCGGACAGUCAAUGUGUGCAGCCCGGCUCCAUCAGACCCAAUGAGCACGACGAGCGGACGUGAACCGAGAGGAGAUUUUGGAUCUUCACAUCGCGCAUCUUCCCGGACACGUAACGACAACGCGGCCUCCUCCCAACUCGCUUGCCUUGGAGUAGCCGUCAUCUGUGCAGUUGCCUUGAUGGCUCCAACUCAAGGAGAUCCAGCUGCUGCUGACUCACUUCUACCACAUCACUUUCAUCUCACUGUGCCACAAAAGCUUGUUGCUGCGUAUAUUCUAGGACUGCCAUCCACACCUCAUAUUUACCAUUAAGGUUGAAGAACUUACUCAUAUCAUAUAUGGUUGGUAAACAAAUUUUCUAGUCCUUGAAAAAUUUCAUCUUAUGGGCUGUCAGCCACCAUUAUGAGGUUGAGUAUCUUUCAUACAUCUAGGACUGCCCUGUAUGAUUUGUACACAUCGUUGAUGUAUAGAUGAUUUGUAUAUUCACAUUAUUCAGGUUUGUAUCAAUAGGAUUUACAUCUGGGUGUUAGCUACCACCAUUGCGGGUUUUGCCUUUGUUUAUUAAAGUUGAU